AUGCAAUUUCAAAAUCUGCAAUUUUAUCCAUCCGCUCCAUCUUACUACACACUCGUGAUGACUGAUCCUGAUGCUGGGGAAGUGAGUGAAGUCAAGCAUUGGAUAGUGGUGAAUAUUCCCGGAAAUGACAUCGCCAGAGGUGAAACGAUCGCUGAGUAUAUUGGACCUGCACCGCCGAAUGGCAGCGGUUUGCACAGAUACGUAUUCCUGGUCUAUGAGCAGCCCGAUGGACCUAUGCAAUUCAACGAGCCCUAUUCCGACGACGAUGACUUCUCCUACAGGCCCUUCUUCCGUGUGCAGCAGUUUGCUGACCAAUACAAUCUGGGAACGCCAGUGGCGGGAAAUUUCUUUCUAGCCGCGUGGGAUGAAUCUGUGCCAGCUCUUCGAGCUCGUCUCGGAUUGAACUAG
This is a messenger RNA of Phlebotomus argentipes, 408 nucleotides long. Its product is annotated as protein D2-like. The record is from RefSeq and is a predicted model, not a curated record. The transcript has a single exon. Bases 1 to 408 code for a protein of 135 amino acids. NCBI's taxonomy places the organism in Eukaryota, Metazoa, Arthropoda, Insecta, Diptera, Psychodidae.